Messenger RNA from Pocillopora verrucosa, 3756 nucleotides. RefSeq names its product early estrogen-induced gene 1 protein-like. Lineage: Eukaryota; Metazoa; Cnidaria; Anthozoa; Scleractinia; Pocilloporidae. The record is from RefSeq and is a predicted model, not a curated record.
UCUUGGCAGAUGUUACUGUUUUGUUAUUGAGAAAAUGUCGUCGGCAGGUAGGAGAGGGAAAUAUAAUCUUAGAAGCCCUGGAUAACAAACAAACAUGAAGAAGAAAAAGUUUAAGUUUGACGUGAACUUUAAGUUGAACCAGCUGACGAGUGUACCUUUCGUUAGCGGAGUUCUAUUCGCUAAAAUGAGAUUAUUAGAAGGUGGAAAUUUUACGAGCUUUUCAACCAGGGAGGAAGUUGGGAACCAUUGCGUAAAGUGGGGAAAGAACGUUACUUUUCCAUGCAAAAUGACAGCGAAUGUCUCUACGGGAGUUUUAGAUGCGUGCAACUACCGAGUGUCCAUUCGGAAGGAAACCAAAGGAGGCAAAGGUCACAUCAAGCUUGGCUUUGUGGAUGUGAACUUAGCAGAGUUUGCUGGAUCAGCUUCAACUGUAAAGCGAUAUAUUCUUGAAGGAUAUGAAAACAAGACUGAUUUGCGCCAGGACAACUCAAUUCUUGAGGUUGAAAUCAGUAUGCAGCUCACAUCUGGAGAUUCAAUUUUUAAAGUACCUUAUUCACCAUCACACAAUCAAGCGACAACUGAAACAGCAGAAAACAGAGCACCACCUUCUGAUCAUGACUCAGUCAGUGAUGCACCAGGAGUAGCUGAGGCAAGAAAAUCAGUCUUGAGUGGCAGCCAAGAAAGUAUAUCAGAAAAUCAGGAAACUGCAGGCAGUGAUCCUGAUAAAGUGAACUUCAUUCCUGGGCAUUCACGGAGCUUCAGUGAGCCACCCUGUGGCGGCAGUAGCCAUGUCAGGAGCAUCAGCACGCUGUCACGAAUAUCCGGGUAUUCAACUGGUCAUUCUUUUUCAUCCAGCUUGGAGGGCAGAUCUAGUAGGAGGAAACAAAGUUCAGGGUCUGGGAAAGGUGGGCACUCAGGGUCUGAUGACACAGCAUUUUGUGGUUCUGAGCAAACAUUGUCACCAGCUCCUGAGAGGCAAGGCAAGAGAAUAAGCUGGAAGAAACCUGAUGACCAAAGAUCAAGCCACAGCAGAGUUAAUGCAGAUGAUGUCAUCGAACAAAUUUUUAGUGGGCACAAUUUUUCAGGUGAUGAAAAUCCAUCAGGUGAUGAACUUCAAGGUAACCAGUUGUCAGUGCUUCUCACAAAAGAUGGCACAUUGAGUAUUCCUGGAGGAUACAGUAGACCUAUUCCAGAAGACAAGUACCGGACAUUGUGAAAUAUUACAACUCCACAAGAAUAUUCCACAACUCAGGCAGCCCAAUCUGCUAUCAUUACUACUAUGUGUAUAAGUUACUGUACAUGUUACUCCAUUUGUAGAGAGCUUUCUUUAGAACAUAUUCAUAGAAGUACUGGUACUUUAUUCAUGUACAUAACAGAGAACUCUGUAAAGGAAUUUUAUACAAAUCUGUGUGUGCUACAUACUUCAUAGCGUAAUGUGUAAGAUAAACCACACUCAUUAAUUGCAUUUUAACCCUUUAACUCCCAAGAUUUCAUGACUAAUUCUCCUUACUGUCUGCCACACAAUUUAUAUGAUGCUAGUUUGGAGAAUUUAGAAUUGGAUCAACCAGUAGUCCCCCAAUUGAUAUUUUUCUUUAUUCUCAUUACUUGUCUGCUUGAUAUUGUACUGAUAAUUUAAGGAGAAAUUCUGUCACUAGUGGGACUUAAAGGGUUAAUGAUUUUUUGCACUGCCCCUAUGGCAUGGUAUAGUAAGUCUUCAGUGACCUUCCAUGCAGUGGAUGUGUGUGUUGUGUGUUCCUUACUGCAAAGGUAGUUACACAUAGCAAAACAUCUGCAGAAGGUCUCAUUGUAUCAUUUACAUGUCUUACAGAGUGGGUCGUCAGCUUUUUCUUAUAUUUAUUUUGUUUUUACAGCAGUUUUUUGCUGGUCUUGUUUGAGGGGCUUUUGAAAUUCUCUUCUGUGUAAUCACAGUGCAAUGUUGAUGCCUUCAAUAGUUUGUUGGAACUUUCAAAUUUUUUAUUUCUCAAAUGAAGUACACACAAUGUGCAUUGAAUGAGUGAGGUGUGUUCUGUUGAUAUGCUAUGAAUAAUCCCUUAGUGAUUCAAUCAUGAUGCCAUGGUUUUAAUUUGUAGCUUUUGUCUAAAACAGUGGCUGACAAAAGUACUCACUAAGGAAGAUUGACUCAGACAAAAACAUGAAGAACAGUGAAUUUUCAAGCAGGUUCCUUGAUAACAGUUUGCUACAGUGCCCUGGAGGCACUUGGUUGCUGGUCUUGUUUUUCAUGUUACCUUAGUUUUAAAUUUAAGCAAGGGUUGGAGGGAAAUAUUUUGAAAAGUAGGGUGAAAUGUAGUACGCACGAAGGUCAGCAUAAUUGUAAGUCCCCUUGGUUUAGAUUUAAGGAAAUCUCUCCUUACAAAAUUGUCAUACCAUGGGAGUUUUCCAAUAGUUGAAGUUCUACUUAAGUCUAUUUUGUCCAUGACAAACAGUGACUUAGGUGAUUAAUUAAUGUUACCUUCCAUCACACAAAAUUCUACCCAUGAUCCACUAUAUUUUAAAGGGGGUGGUUUUAGUUUGGAAUUUUUUUUAGUGAAAUCUUUUGAUACUAAAUUAGGUAGAUUUUUUUCAGAUGUUUAUUUGACUAUUUGAAUUGUUCCAAUUUCAUGAGAAAUUUAUUUCUUAGUUAUGGGGGCGAAUGCUUCUUGCAAGUUAACUCAUUCAAAUAAUUUGAUAUGACAGCCAUAAGCUCAAAGAGGGAGCACCAAACACCUAUGGAGAUAAAACAGCAAUUUCAACGUAAGAAAAUAUGAGGAAAUUAAGGCAGUGUUCAAUAGAGUAGCUGAUUGUGGGAUGAGUUAUAAUUUAUUUAUAAUUAGAUUUCCUAUUCAUGAGAAUAUAUCGGUAUUGGCCGUAUGUCCUGUCAAAGAAUUGAUCUUGUCCAUCAUGAGUGGUUUGAAAUUGUAAUUUCAACUGAAGUAUGACACAUGAUGUAGCUGCAAUUUUUUUUAUUAUAAUUAUGUUCCAUUUAGAGGUUGCUUUUUGUUUCUGCGUUGGGAAGGAGAGCUGAAUAUGGAAAUAUGUCUCUCGAUGGUUAUUGGUCUCGUAGGUUGGUUGAAUGUAGAUCAUAUUAGCCAUUUGUUUCUUUUGUUAAGUUUCGUAUGGAGCAUAUCAUUAUUGUUACUAACUUGAUUCUCCAGCGGUCCAGAGAGGGAGUUAGACAAGGCCGUUGACAGAACUCUCUGUCAGGGUGUCCAACUUAAGUGCCUUUGAUUACUUGGGGACAGGCCAGGCUGCUUUAUUUUGUUUUUCGAAGGGAGAAGGGGGGGUCGUGUUCGCAAGACCUUGGACCGUCUAAGAAUUAGUUUAAAUUGUUUCACUUCUGAUGGAAAUUAAUAUUUAGCUUUAUGUAAUGAUACAUAUCGUGUGAUAAUAAUGCGAGUGUGAGAGGAUUAACUGGUCGUCGGGAGUGUGUGAGUAUCGCGCUUAAAAUUCUUAAGACACUUUGACAUCGUGAUUAAUUAUGCUUGCUUCGGAUGUGAGUUGGUAACUUGUUUGAAUAUAAAAAGAAAUUCUUUAUGGUGAAGUUUUUAGCGGGUUCUAAAGGCUGCGCUGAGAACUUUCUUUUGGGUUGUGUGUCACAUUUUGGAGAGCUGAAGGGCCGUCUUGGGUUAUAAUUUUUUUUCUUUUUUCGGUCAUAAGAGUGUUCAAGUAUUUAGAGCUUAUCUGUAGUUUGAAAUGUAAAUAAUGCAUUGAUAAUGACAGGAUUUUACGCAAUUAAAGUUAAAAAAAGGUGUGCUUGAA